GAUGAGCAUAUAAGUCGAGGCUUUGCCCAGGAGUUGAAGGUUUUGAUACUCAUCCUCACAUCAACACUCAACGACAACAACAGACACGACCACACUCGGACAGAGAACCGUACUCUUCACACUUAUAAUCUUCAUAACCUUCAGCAACACCCAAUAAAUCUUCCACACAAUGUCCAACAACCAGAACGGCGGACUUCUCGGCGGUGUCACUGGUGGCCUUGACAAUGUCUUGACCGGCGGCGAGCAAGCUAAGGGCCAAGGCGGUCUCCUGGGUGGCGUUACAGGUGCUCUAGGAAACACGACACAGGGUCUCGGCAACGGCCUCAACUCGACAACAAAGGGCCUGGGCAGCGCUGUCGGACAGACAACUGAAGGCCUCGGCAACACAGUCGGUGGUGUCGCCAACGGAGUCGGUGGUACCGUCGGCGGCGUCGGCAAGAGUGUCGGCGGAGCCACUGGUGGCAAGAACCAAGAUGGCGGUGCUUUCAAGAGCUACGGAAUCUAAGACUUUACCUAUCUAACGAAUGGUUGUAUAAUAGCGAAGGAUAAUGGAUAUUGCUUCAGGAUGGGUGGGAACUAUGGUUUGGGGGGUUUGGACAUGAGAUUAUGACACAUAUAUAUAAAUAUAUAAUACAACCAUAUGGUUAAUAUAAAAACGAAAUGCGUUUGACAUAUCUCAAUAUUGCUACCGAGUACUCGAGAAGUGAUCGUCGUCAAUUAAGCUACUGAGUAAAUGAAAAGUUGAAGACAAGUCUUACGCUUCACGAUAUGUAGAUGAG
Messenger RNA from Xylaria bambusicola, 779 nucleotides. RefSeq lists its product as uncharacterized. The transcript is spliced from 2 exons. NCBI's taxonomy places the organism in Eukaryota, Fungi, Ascomycota, Sordariomycetes, Xylariales, Xylariaceae. The record is from RefSeq and is a predicted model, not a curated record. Bases 170 to 505 code for a protein of 111 amino acids.